Molecule: messenger RNA, 582 nt
Organism: Malassezia japonica
Lineage: Eukaryota; Fungi; Basidiomycota; Malasseziomycetes; Malasseziales; Malasseziaceae
Gene: FCF1
Product: rRNA-processing protein fcf1
Exons: 3
Coding region: 1-582 (193 amino acids)
Cellular component (GO): nucleolus; small-subunit processome
Source: RefSeq, a predicted model, not a curated record
AUGGGCAAGCAGAAGCAAGUGCGCAAGUUUGGCGCGGUGAAGCGCCUGCUGAACCCCAACGAUACGCGACUGAAAUCCAAUCAGGAAAAGGCUGUCGCCGACGCCAAAAAGGCCGACGAAAAGAAGAAGCAUGUCGAGCUCGCCGCCUCAUCCAUGUUCUUCCAGCACAACUCGGCGCUGGGGCCGCCUUACCGUGUUCUCGUGGAUACCAACUUUAUCAACUUUAGCUUGCAGAACAAGAUCGAGCUGAUUCAGGGCAUGAUGGACUGCCUCUAUGCGAAAACGAUUCCCUGCAUCACCACCUGUGUCAUCUCGGAGCUGGAAAAGCUCGGCCCCAAGUACCGCAUCGCACUGCGUGUCGCUCGUGACCCCCGCUUCGAGCGUCUCGAGUGCAGCCACAAAGGAACGUAUGCAGACGACUGCAUCAUCGAGCGGAUAAAGAGCCACAAGUGCUACAUCGUCGCGACGUGCGAUCGCGAGCUGCGCCGCCGUGUGCGCCAGGUGCCUGGUAUCCCUCUGAUGUACAUCGCACGUCGGCAGUUCCGCAUCGAGCGCCUUCCCGACCAGGGCGCUCCGUCGUAA